AUGGCCACUGCUACACCUGCAACUCCAUCAACAAAAGAAACAACUAAUUAUGCCAGGUUAUGCCGUGUUCUUGUCGAUGUGGGUACUUGUGCCCUCAGGGAUUUCUUUGAUGCCACCUGCACACCAAAACCUCUUUACACCGUCUUGGCAGCCAAUCGACCCAAAUUGAAGUCUUUAAGGUCACGAAAAAUCAUCAAUGCAACUCAAUGGGGAAAACUUUUUCCAGCCAUUUCUUCUUCAGUCUCAUCAAACCAUUUUGACAUCACUCUACUGGUGACUCUGCUACGCAACAUCUGUGGUCUCAGUCCCCCCGGGGGAGCGAUAACAGGAUGGGACGUGCUCCCUGCUGCCACUGACCUGAGCUGUGAGGCGGACAUUGUUCGAGUUAAGUUUUUCAGAAAUACAGUGUACGCUCACGCCAAACGCGCUUCUGUUGAUGACGUAACAUUCAAAAAAUACUGGAAAGACAUCCGGGACACACUGGUGCGACUAGGAGGAGCUACCUACAAGGUAAAAAACUUAAUACGCCACUUCCACGUUUCCCAUAAUGCACCUUAAUUUGCCCCAAAUUUUGCACAACCUUUGUUUUUCAUUUCUCCUUCCCAAGAGAAAUUGAAAACAAUGCUUAUGCAACAUUGUUGGGGGGCAAAUAAGGUACAUUAAGGGAAAAGUGGAAGUGGCGUAUGCUUUUGUUGUUGUUGUUGUUGUUGUUUUUUUUUUCAUCAUCAAUUACAUCAAGGGGUAGGAACUGCACUGGCGCAUCAAAGAUUUGAUUUCAAUGUUCCCCUUUCCAUUUUAAGGUCGCUAUUGACGACCUGGCAUCAUGCUGCAUGGAUCCCGAUAUGGAGCUUUAUUAUAAAGAACUACUCCAUCAGUGGAAAAUUGAUGAAGAUAAUAUAAAAGAUGAAUUGAAAGAAAUUGGCGUCGGCGUAAAAGAAAUUAGCAGCGACGUAAAAGAAAUUGGCGCAAGCGUAAAGGAGCUUACAAAGAAGCUUGAUAACUUAGCGGCAUCAACUGCGAAUCCUGUCAGGGAAACAAGUGAGGGAGGUGAGAGACCUUUUAACGACUACUAGCUCACCACCUUGCCUUGUUAAAUAAAAUAAGUGAAAGAUUAAGUCAGUUAACUAAGCAAAGAAAAGCACAGUGACACUUUCACAAUAAGACAAUUAUAGACCGCCGCAUGUCAUUCUUCACCAAAAUUACUCUAUUCCCGCCAUAAUGGUGAACCAGGAUUAGUAGCGCCAAAAUUUGAUACUUCUGUGUAUGCGUAUGCAUCUUAUCCAGUUUCACGUGUUAACUGAUUCUUCGCCUUCUUCUUCUGCUUAUGCUUGUUCCAGGCGUGAACCAUAAAGGCUUCAGUUUUACAUGGGAUAAUCUGCAAGGACGGUUUUCAACGAGGUGCAGCAUUGUUCUGACAUUGUUUCGAAUUACAACAAUCGUUCCAGCAUUGCUGCCCUAAGAUCGUCGUUGCAAGUUGUCCCGUGUUAGUUGUGUAACAUUGCCUUUCAGCUUUGUUCCAAGCGAGCGCUUAGCUCGUUCUGUUGAAUUUCGUCUCUAAGGGAUGCACCAUUAGAAAUGUGAAGGGGGGGGGAGUCCAAAAACAAAAAAAAAAAUCCUGCAAAACAAAAUUUUAAGAAAAAAAAAUCCUGCAUUGCAACGAAACCAGAAAAAAAUAUCCUGCUUGGAUAACCAAUGUGACUGCGACAAUAUAUUACACAGUCUGAAAAAUAAAUCUGUGAUCUGUAACAGGAAAUCCCCUUCCCCCAACUUCCUAAAUUCAUGUCAAACUACAUUUCAGGCAGAAAAAACAAUUUCUACUGGCUAAAUAGAGAUUUCAAUUUGAACCAACUCUGAUGCCCUUGAUCUCUAUAGCUGCCAUAGUAUUAAAUUAAGAGACUGUGGUGAUAAUUGUUUAACUUUAUAAAUUAAAUAAACUUUUUUAUUGAAAUACUUUUGUUUUAAUGGGAUUAAAGUGAGAUUGUGUUAACAACGUCAAUAGUUCCACUUGCACGCAAGUUUAUGGAGUUGGUGUUGUACAAUAUGCGUUGCUACUUGAAUCCAUAAAGUUUACAGCUAUAAACAAAAGUAGAUGUCCCAAAAACACCAAUCACACUGCAGAUCCCGCUGCAUUUAAAAGUAUUAAGAAUAUUAUUUACCCAAACUAACACAAAAUAUUUUGAAUGCUUUGCAAAACCAUAAAUAGAAAUGGUGCAUUCUAAUAAAAACUUGAACCUAAACAUAUGGGCCACAGACAUAUGGUAGGAUUUAGAGGAAAUGUUCUUCAAGUUCUUCCUCUGUAUCCCAGUCCUCGCCUGAUGAAGACUGACAUGCUGGCUGCAGUUUUACUUCUUCUUUUUCUUCUUCUUCUUCUUCUUCUUCUUCUUCUUCUUCUUCUUCUUCCUUUUCUUUCUGUUUUUCUGUCUCUUGUCUUCCCUCAGGUUCUUUCUCUGUGUUCCAGUCCUUGCAUGAUAAGGACUGAGAUGCUUGCUUUCCUUCUUUCUGUUUCUCUGUUUCUUGUCUUCCCUCAGGUUCUUUCUCUGUGUUCCAGUCCUCGCCUGCUUGAAAUUUCUUCUUUUGUUUUUCUUUAUUUUCCUUUAGAGCAUUCUUCUUCCUCUUUCUUCGCAAUACUUGCUGGCCCACACUACUCCCAAAGCUUGAGCGAUACUUCUCUACAAUAUCUUGGUAUUCUGUGCAAAUCUUGGUAACUUCUUCAACCACUUUCUCUGCCCGUGGUAUCAGUUCUUGGUAGAACUGAUUUGUCUCUUUCAAGCCUGUAAUAAAAUUUAAAAUAUAGGGACUAAUAUUUUUUCUUUAUUAUGACUAUUGUGCUCUAGUCCUGGGGUACCCCUCAGAACAUUCUCAAAGCUGACCCUAUCUCAUGGACCAAAAUAUUUGAUAUCCCAAAAUCAUAUUCAAACUUGACCUCCAUUAAAAAAUCUGUACCCUAUUUGAGACUUGGGCACUUUGUUGGCGUUAUACAUACGAAAGGCUUCAUGGUCACAUGCAAUGACUUUUGAAUGGGGAUGGGGGAGCUACUUCUGUUUCCCCUUUUCCAGCUUUCAUACAAAAGCAAACAGUCUAGUAAAACAAGACCAAAAGAGGGCAUAGUCAUUUUGGAAAAAAAAAAUCGUGCAAGGGUUUGAAGGUUGAAAAAAAAAUCCUGCACUCCUGCUGGUUGUGAAAAAAAUAACAUGCCUUUCCAGAAAGUCCUACCCCCCCCCUUCACAUUUCUAAUGGUGCAUCCCUAAGAAAACAUUGUCUUUGUUUUAAAACUGUAACAUUACCCAGAGCAAUGAAAGGCAUCUUUCAGUAGAAACCCAAAUAUUUGUCUGGGUCUGCUACAUACACUUGGCUUUCAACGUCCUUAGUUCUCAAAAUCAAGGAAGAAUGAUCUUCGCAGUUGUGAGUGCAAUAAAUUUCAGCAAUUGCGUAAGAAGCUUGAAAAAAUCCAUGACUUCAACGCGAUUUGAACCUGUGACCUCGCGAUACCGAUGCGAUCUUCUAACUAACUGAGCUAUGAAGCCACUGAUGUUGGGAGCUGUCUGUGUUCAUAUGUUCCCUUGAUUAUAUGUUUUAUUUCAUAUACAUCUAUCACGUCCUUAGUUCUGUCGACUCUAUGCCAUGUGACACAAUAGCUAACAUUUCUAUACAUUUCAAAUGCAUUUUUGGUAACUGCGGUUCACGUGAAAAUGAAACUGAAUAACGCGAGACUCUCACUUGAGAAAAAAAUAAAUUUCCGACAAAGUUCUGAAUGAUCUUGAAGCCUAAAGAUCAUAGAAAACGGCGAGAAAAUUUCCAAAAAACCAACAAGAGCAUCUCCAUGUAUGCUAAUCGAUACUAUCUAGCAAUCGAUUAAGAACAUCCCUAUGACUUUUUCACGCGCUUGUUUUAUAAACAUUAACACUCCCUAAGGAGCGAAAUAGCUUUUGUAACAUCGAAGACUUCAUCCCAUAACGUUCUAAUAGAUUUUAUUUUAACUGGCAGCUAUUUUUUAUGUUCAUGUUCCCCAUAAUGUAAUUUGUUUUCCCCACAAACUUUUGCAUAAGUUUUGUUUUCAGUUACUCAAGGGACGUUUCUUUGUCCCAGGCAAAAUGGCAAGUGAAGCAAAACUUAUAUAUAAUUUUGUAAGGAACAAAUUGCAUUAUGGGGAACUUGAGGGUCUCCAAUCGACUUUAUACAAAAUACCACCGUCUUUGCGCGAGUUUCAAGAUUGUGGAAUAAAAACAAGGUAUUUCAAGGGGCAAACAAGUGAUAAAAUUUGCAAAUACGAGUAAUCGCGGUCAAGCAAUAGCAAUGCCUCCACCUUAGAUAUGACGUUUAUUUUCAAAUAAGUCCUCUAACGUACGUAAUCUCCAUCUCGAUUGUCCCCAAAAAAGAAAAUCCCGUCGAGAAACCUUACGUAACAUUAUCUUAUUUCGCCUGUUCAUAUUAAAGGUAAUGGGAUAAAACCCACUGAGAUACUGGAAACCCCGUCUGUGUGCACAAAGAAAUCUCACGAGAAUGAACUUCUGGCGUUUUACUGUAAGAAGUGCAAAGCGUGCGUUUGCGACAAAUGUAGACGGAGCCGUCACAAUCAUCACCCUACCGUGGAUAUCCAUCAAGCCGCAGAACAACGCAGAGCAGAUAUUGAAGAGAUUGUAGAGGAAAUGAAGAAAGAAAUUGCUCGUUAUGAAGAGUUCGCAAAAAGUACGAGAGAAUCUUUAAAAAAAAGCAGAGAAAAGAUUACUUCAGUACGCAAUGAAGUAAUGACAUCCGUUGAAGAGCUCAUACGACUUUUACAUGAUCACGAGGAAGCUAUGAUAACCAGUUUGGACAAAAUUGAGAGGAAAGAACAGAGAGAGCACGAAGCGAAACUACAACAAUUUCAAGGUCCUAUCAAUCAGAUACAGAAUCAUAUCGAGAGGUUUAACGGCAUCUUACAGAGGAAGAAAAGCCUUGAAAUUUUGCAAGCCCAUCAUGAUCUUAUUGAAAGGUGUAGAGGUCUUAUAAAUGCAGGGAAACCGAACAUUAGAAAACCAUCGCAUGCAAGAUACAAGGCCAAUAAAGAGAAUAUGGAGAAAGCGAGAAGUGCACUUCUGGCCCUGGGUAAAGUUACUGUCAUUACCACAGAUCCUCUGACGUCGAAUGGCAUACAUCAAUUUGAAUUAGGAAGCGAAGUGACAUUUAAAACAAUGAUCAAUGAUGCUGAUGGAAACCGAUGCUACAAUGAACAAGAUCUGCUUGAUGUGGAAUUUCAGUCGCCCUCAGGAAAAGUAGCGAGACACAAGAUUGCACCCAGAAAAGAUGGUGAAUAUAGUGUCACUUACAAACCCGAUUAUGUUGGAAAACAUGAGGUACUAAUUGCGGUUAACGGUGAGCCACUGACUGGUAGUCCAUGGAGUGUUCAUGUCAUGCCACAUCCUUACAAAUUUGUAACUUCCCUAUUUACCAAGGAAGGACAAAGACGGUGUGAUUUUCCCUCUUCUAUUGCAAUAGACGACAAGUCUGAAAAGGUUGCAGUGACCUACUAUGAAAACAGGGUUCAGCUAUUUCAUUUACAAGGAACGUAUCUAACAGCAGAAGCACAGAUUAGUACUAAACAUCAAACUAGACCAACAUCAGUGGCAUACACCAAGUCGGGUGAACUCAUAGUUGUUGCUUCUAAUAAGAUUGCAUGUUUCGAUGAAAGUUAUAAAUUUAGAAAACACGUCAACAACAGACACCUAAAGAAGCCCGACCGUCUGUCUAUUGCACCUGAUGGACGCAUGGUUGUGUGUGACUCGGGUUACUCUGCAGUUAAGGUUCUGUCCUCAGAUGGUUUACGGCUGUUACUCACCAUUAGUGAUCCUGAUCGUGUAACUCCAUGGUACGCUGUGUGUCAUCAAAAUAUGUUUUUUGUUUCCUAUCCUGAAUCAAGUAUUGUUAAGGUUUUCAGCGAGAAUGGAGUGUUUCUGUACAAUAUCGGCCCCUCAGAGUCUGGUGAUGGACACCUGAGCUGUCCUGUUGGCUUUGCGAUUGACAGGUUUAACAACCUGGUGGUAUGUGAUCAGCAUAAGGCAAGACUUCAAAUAUUUACUCUCGACGGAAACCUUUCAAAUACAAUAGAAGGACAACACACUGGGCUUACUGGUCCUUGCUCUGUUGCUGUGUCAAGCACUGGCCAGCUCUUUGUUACCGAUUUAGACAAAAGCUGUGUGUAUGUUUUCCAGUGA
Messenger RNA from Porites lobata, 6191 nucleotides. The record is from the annotation of a GenBank genome assembly. Lineage: Eukaryota; Metazoa; Cnidaria; Anthozoa; Scleractinia; Poritidae.